This is a messenger RNA of Camponotus floridanus (Florida carpenter ant), 1511 nucleotides long. RefSeq names its product facilitated trehalose transporter Tret1. The coding region runs from base 75 to 1511 and encodes 478 amino acids. Gene Ontology annotation, biological process: transmembrane transport. Gene Ontology annotation, molecular function: transmembrane transporter activity. Gene Ontology annotation, cellular component: membrane. The transcript has 6 exons. The record is from RefSeq and is a predicted model, not a curated record. NCBI's taxonomy places the organism in Eukaryota, Metazoa, Arthropoda, Insecta, Hymenoptera, Formicidae.
AAUCGACUUAUAUCAGUAGUUGACAGUUGGAGAACUACGAUAACGCUUAGACAGCAUUGCUCAUCACGCUAGUUAUGAAAAUGACAUCGACAUUAGCUUCCGAAGUCACUGACGGUAGUAGAAUCCACCGUUGGAAUCAGCGGAUUGCUGCUUUUAUAGCCUCUCUCGGUGGUUUCGCUCUCGGUGUCACACUCGGUUGGAAUUCCAGUGCAGGAGAGAUCUUUCGAAAUAUCUUAAACGCUAACAGUAUCGAGAUUGGCCUUAUCGGUAGUAUCUUGAAUGCCGGUGCUUGUAUUGGUGUAAUGAUCGUGCCUUUCUUUAUGAAGUAUCUCAGUCGUAUCACAAUCAUAUUCUUGACCAUGCCAGGAUUUAUCGUUGGGUGGACGUUUAUCUGCUUGGCCGACCAAAAAAUUUUGCUUCUCAUAAUUGGUCGACUGAUAUGUGGUGUGAGUGGUGGAGCAUUAUGCAUUCUAACUCCAAUUUAUAUUGCGGAAAUAGCAGAUAAAAAUUUACGAGAACAACUUCUUAUGUAUUUUCAUCUCUUGAUCAAUUGCGGAAUUAUGUAUGCUUUUGUGGUUGCCCAUAUUUUAGAGGAGCACGAUGCUAUAUGGAGAUAUAGCUUUAUCUGCGCUGUGACGUGCCUCCUGAUUGCAUUAAUAAAUCUAGUGCCUGAGAGCCCUCUCUAUUAUCUUAUGAAGAAUGACGAAAUUAAAGCCAGAGAUUCUCUAAAAUGGUACCGUGGCCAAAUUUAUGAAGAUGACGUCGAAAUGAAAGAAUUAAAAUAUCUCGCUAUUGUAAGCCACUCAAAAAAGAGCACAAUGAGUAUCCUAAAAAAUCGAUAUAUCGUAAAUUCCUUCUUCACGUGUUUCUUCGCAUUCUUAGCUCAACAAUUGAGUGGCGUUAAUAUUAUGAUCUUUUACGCAUUGACGCUUUUCAAUGUCGGCGGAUCAGGCGAUUUAACUGCAAGCGAGCAAACCAUCGUUAUUGGCAGCAUACAAAUACUGUCUUGUUUCUUAGCUACGAGUUUGAUAAAUAUGGUCGGACGUCGAAUAUUACUAAUUACAUCUUCGAUGCUUAUGGGACUAUUCUUGAUGCUGUUAGGAUGGUUUUAUGAAUUGAGGGACCAGGAUCCAGAAUACGACGAUAUUUAUUUCUGGAUGCCGCCAACAUGGACAGCCCUUUUUUUUGCCGCUUUUAAUAUCGGUGUCGGCCCGAUAUCAUGGGCGUUACUGGGUGAUAUAUUUCCAAUGCAAAUAAGGGAGACUGCCGUUGCGUGUGCUGCCACUUUCAACUGGUUGUUAUGUUUAAUAGCAACGAUGACCUUUGGAGAAAUGCUGGAUGCUCUCGGUGUUACAAAGACCAUGUGGCUCUUUGCUGGCUUUUGCUGGCUAGCCGGAAUCCUUUGCGCCCUUCUUGUAAAGGAUACUCACGGUCACAGUUUGGCUAAAAUACAAGAGAGUUUUGGCAUCGACAAUAGACGAGAAGAAACGAAUAACGAAGAACAAACUUGA